GAGAAGAUGGCGGAAGCGGAAUUUAAGGACCACAGUACAGCUAUGGAUAGUGAACCAAACCCCGGAACAUCUUCCGUGUCGACGACAAACAGCAGCACCACCACCACCACCAUCACUACUUCCUCCUCUCGAAUGCAGCAGCCUCAGAUCUCUGUCUAUAGUGGCUCAGACCGACAUGCUGUACAGGUAAUUCAACAGGCACUGCAUCGCCCUCCCAGCUCAGCUGCUCAGUAUCUACAGCAGAUGUACGCGGCGCAGCAGCAGCACUUGAUGCUGCACACAGCGGCUCUCCAGCAGCAGCACUUAAGCAGCUCCCAGCUUCAGAGCCUUGCUGCUGUUCAGGCAAGCUUGUCCAGUGGAAGACCACCUGCAUCCCCCACAGGAAGUGUCACACAACAGUCAAGUAUGUCUCAGACAUCUAUCAACCUCUCUACUUCUCCUACACCUGCACAGUUAAUAAGCCGUUCCCAGGCUUCCAGUUCUACCAGUGGCAGUAUUACCCAACAGACUAUGUUACUAGGGAGUACCUCCCCUACCCUAACGGCCAGCCAAGCUCAAAUGUAUCUCCGAGCUCAAAUGCUGAUUUUCACACCCGCUACCACUGUGGCUGCUGUACAGUCUGACAUUCCUGUUGUCUCGUCGUCAUCGUCAUCUUCCUGUCAGUCUGCAGCUACUCAGGUUCAGAAUUUAACAUUACGCAGCCAGAAGUUGGGUGUAUUAUCUAGCUCACAAAAUGGUCCGCCAAAAAGUACUAGUCAAACUCAGUCAUUGACAAUUUGUCAUAACAAAACAACAGUGACCAGUUCUAAAAUCAGCCAACGAGAUCCUUCUCCAGAAAGUAAUAAGAAAGGAGAAAGUCCAAGUCUGGAAUCACGAAGCACAGCUGUCACCCGGACAUCAAGUAUUCACCAGUUAAUAGCACCAGCGUCAUAUCCUCCAAUUCAGCCUCAUCCUCUAAUAAAACAUCAGCAGAUUCCUCUUCAUUCACCACCUCCCAAAGUUUCCCAUCAUCAGCUGAUACUACAACAGCAGCAACAACAAAUUCAGCCAAUCACACUUCAAAGUCCAACUCAAGACCCAGCGCCCUCCCAGCACUGUAUACCACUCCAAAACCACGGCCUGCCUCCAGCUCCCAGUAGUGCCCAGUCACAGCAUUGUUCACCAAUUCAAAGUCAUCCCCCUCCUCUAGCAAUGUCUCCUAGCCAGUCACAGUCAGCACAGCAGUCUGUAGUGGUGUCUCCUCCUCCACCUCAUUCACCAAGUCAGUCUCCUACUAUAAUUAUUCAUCCACAAGCACUUAUUCAGCCACACCCUCUUGUGUCAUCAGCUCUCCAGCCAGGGUCAAACUUGCAGCAGUCCACUGCUAAUCAGGUGCAGUCUACAGCACAGCUGAAUCUUCCAUCCCACCUUCCACUUCCAGCUUCCCCUGUUGUACACAUUGGUCCAGUUCAGCAGUCCACCUUGGUGUCCCCAGGUCAGCAGAUUGUGUCUCCAACAUCACACCAGCAAUAUUCAGCCCUGCAGUCCUCUCCAAUCCCAAUUGCAACCCCUCCACAGAUGUCGACAUCACCUCCAGCUCAGAUUCCACCACUGCCCCUGCAGUCUAUGCAGUCUUUACAAGUGCAGCCUGAAAUUCUGUCCCAGGGUCAGGUUUUGGUGCAGAAUGCUUUGGUGUCUGAAGAGGAGCUUCCAGCUGCAGAAGCUUUGGUCCAGUUGCCAUUUCAGACUCUUCCUCCUCCACAGACUGUUGCGGUAAACCUACAAGUACAACCACCAGCACCCGUUGAUCCACCAGUGGGAAUGCAUUUGAACCAGUGUCAUCUGCACAAAGUUUUUUCUCUUAAGGUUUAUCAAGUAGAAGAUGUCUGUGAAGAAGAAAUGCCAGAAGAGUCAGAAGACUGUGUCCGGAUGGAUAGGACGCCGCCGCCACCCACGCUGUCUCCAGCAGCUAUAACUGUGGGGAGAGGAGAAGAUUUGACUUCUGAACAUCCCUUGUUAGAGCAAGUAGAAUUACCUGCAGUGGCAUCAGUCAGUGCUUCAGUAAUUAAAUCUCCUUCAGAUCCUUCACAUGUUUCUGUUCCUCCACCUCCGCUCUUACUUCCAGCUGCUACCACAAGAAGUAAUAGUACAUCUAUGCCCAGUAGCGUACCUAGUGUUGAAAACAAACCUCCACAGGCUAUUGUAAAGCCACAGAUCUUGACCCAUGUUAUUGAAGGUUUUGUGAUUCAGGAGGGAUUGGAGCCAUUUCCUGUGAGUCGUUCAUCUUUGCUUAUUGAACAGCCUGUGAAAAGAAGGCCUGUUUUGGAUAAUCAGGUGAUAAAUUCUGUGUGUGUUCAGCCAGAGCUACAGAAUAAUGCAAAGCAUGCAGAUAAUUCAUCUGACACAGAGAUGGAAGACAUGAUUGCUGAAGAGACAUUAGAAGAAAUGGACAGUGAGUUGCUCAAGUGUGAAUUCUGUGGAAAGAUGGGGUAUGCUAAUGAAUUUCUUCGGUCAAAACGAUUCUGCACUAUGUCAUGUGCCAAAAGGUACAAUGUUAGCUGUUCUAAAAAAUUUGCACUUAGUCGUUGGAAUCGUAAGCCUGAUAAUCAAAGUCUUGGGCAUCGUGGCCGUCGUCCAAGUGGCCCUGAUGGGGCAGCAAGAGAACAUAUCCUUAGGCAGCUUCCAAUUACUUAUCCAUCUGCAGAAGAAGACUUGGCUUCUCACGAAGAUGCUGUGCCAUCUGCUAUGACAACACGCCUGCGCAGGCAGAGUGAGCGGGAAAGAGAGCGUGAGCUUCGGGACGUGAGGAUGAGGAAGGUGCCUGAAAACAGCGGCCUGCUGCCAGUGGCACAAACAGAGCCGUCUAUAUGGACAGUUGAUGACGUCUGGGCCUUCAUCCACUCUUUGCCCGGCUGCCAGGAUAUCGCAGAUGAGUUCAGAGCACAGGAGAUUGAUGGACAGGCUCUUCUCUUACUCAAAGAAGACCAUCUCAUGAGUGCAAUGAAUAUCAAGCUAGGCCCAGCCCUAAAGAUCUGUGCACGCAUCAACUCUCUGAAGGAAUCUUAA
This is a messenger RNA of Budorcas taxicolor (takin), 3045 nucleotides long. RefSeq names its product polyhomeotic homolog 3 (gene PHC3). Gene Ontology annotation, cellular component: PRC1 complex; nucleus. The transcript has 16 exons. Gene Ontology annotation, molecular function: protein binding; zinc ion binding. The coding region runs from base 7 to 3045 and encodes 1012 amino acids. Lineage: Eukaryota; Metazoa; Chordata; Mammalia; Artiodactyla; Bovidae. The record is from RefSeq and is a predicted model, not a curated record.